Molecule: messenger RNA, 6400 nt
Organism: Prinia subflava (tawny-flanked prinia)
Lineage: Eukaryota; Metazoa; Chordata; Aves; Passeriformes; Cisticolidae
Gene: BAZ1B
Product: bromodomain adjacent to zinc finger domain 1B
Exons: 19
Coding region: 214-4680 (1488 amino acids)
Biological process (GO): chromatin remodeling; DNA damage response
Cellular component (GO): WICH complex
Molecular function (GO): histone binding; histone H2AXY142 kinase activity
Source: RefSeq, a predicted model, not a curated record
CGCGAUCGACCGGCCGCGCGGCCAAUCUGCAGCUGGCAAAGCCGGCGUCCCGCCAAUAGGCUGUCGGCGCCGCGGCGCGGGAGGUGGGCGCUGCGGGGCGGGACGGCCGGGUCGGGGCGCGCGCGCGAGGCCGGUCCCGCCGCCUGCCGUGAGAGGGAGCGGAAUCUCCCGCCAUUUUUCAAUCGUUCCGCCCGGGCCCCGCCGGCUCCCACUAUGGCGCCGCUACUCGGCCGCAAGCCGUUCCCGCUGGCUAAGCCAUUGCCGCCGGGGGAGCCGGGCGAGCGGUUCGUCAUCCCCCACACGCAGGAGGCCUUCCGCACCCGCGAAGAGUACGAAGCACGUUUAGAGCGAUACAGCGAGCGGAUCUGGACGUGCAAGAGCACAGGAAGCAGCCAGCUGACACACAAAGAGGCUUGGGAGGAGGAGCAGGAGGUUGCUGAGCUCUUAAAGGAGGAGUUCCCUAUCUGGUAUGAGAAACUGGUCCUGGAAAUAGUCCACCACAACACCGUGUCAUUGGAAAAGUUGGUGGAUGCAGCUUGGUUGGAGAUUAUGACCAAAUUCGCAGUGGGGGAAGAAUGUGAUUUCGAGGUUGGUAAGGAGAAAACGUUGCCUGUAAAAGUUGUGAAAAUACAUCCUCUGGAGAAAGUUGACGAAGAGGCCUCGGAAAAGAAAUCUGAUGGAGCCUGUGAUUCUCCAUCCAGUGACAAGGAGAACUCCAGCCAGGCAGCUCAGGACAACCAGAAGGAAGCUAUGCUGAAGGAGGAUGACAACAGGAGGGAUAGUAUGAAUGAUCGAGCACGUAGGUCUCCUCGAAAGCUUCCCACUUCGCUGAAGAAGGAAGAAAGGAAGUGGGUUCCACCUAAAUUCCUGCCACACAAAUAUGAUGUCAAACUGAAAAAUGAGGAUAAGAUCAUCAGUAACGUUCCAGCAGAUAGCUUAGUCCGUACAGAGCGUCCUCCAAACAAGGAGAUCCUGAGGUACUUCAUCCGUCACAAUGCGCUACGUGCUGGCACAUGUGAGAACGCCCCGUGGGUUGUGGAGGAUGAGUUAGUGAAGAAAUACUCUCUCCCCAGUAAAUUCAGUGACUUCUUGCUUGACCCACAUAAGUAUAUGGCUCUCAAUCCUUCAGCCAAGAGGAAGAGCUCUCGGUCACCUGACAGAAAGCUUCCUAAGAAAUCCAAAGCAGAUGGAUCUUCACUAGGACAGACACUGAGUCCAACCCUGUGGUGCCACGUGCAUUUGGAGAAAUCUAUAAUUGGCUCUCCACUGAAGGUGAAGAACUCUAAGAACUCAAAAUGCCCUAAAGAGGGUCUGGAAGAGGUGAUGAAAAUGGUGUCACCUGCUAAACUUGGUUCUAAUUUUCACAUUCCAAAGAGGAGCCGACUAGGAAAGGGCAACAACAAAUCCUUGGACAAAAAGCAAAGAGGCAAAAGAGUUCUGAAUGGGCAGAAGUCAUCAGGGAAGGCAAAGUCUCCCAGGAAAGGUUUGAAGACCCCUAAGAUGAAAAUGAAACAAAUGACACUGCUGGACAUGGCUAAAGGUACCACUAAGGUGUCCAGGGCUCCCAGGAAUUCUGGAGGCACCCCUGGAUCUUCCAGGAAACCCCAGAAACACCUGCCUCCUGCAGCACUCCAUCUCAUUGCCUAUUACAAAGAAAACAAAGACCGAGAAGACAAAAAAAGUGCUCUUUCCUGCAUUAUCUCCAAAACAGCUCGGUUGCUCUCCAAUGAGGACCGUGCCCGUCUGCCCGAGGAUUUGCGGGGAUUGGUACAGAAACGCUAUGAGCUCCUGGAGCACAGGAAGAGAUGGGCCACCAUGACGGAGGAACAGCGGAAGGAGUACAUGAAGAAGAAAAGAGAAAAGCUGAAAGAGAAACUGAAGGAAAGAGCAAAGGAGCGGAAAGAGAAGGAGAUGAAAGAAAAACUGGAAAAACAGAGGAGAUUUGAGGACCAAGAUCUGAAAGGGAAGACAUUGCCUACUUUUAAACUGGUUGAUACUCCAGAGGGACUUCCUAACACACUUUUUGGGGAUGUGGCCAUGGUGGUAGAGUUCCUGAGCUGUUACUCAGGGUUAUUGAUGCCAGAUGCUCAGUAUCCCAUCACAGCAGUGUCCCUGAUGGAAGCCCUUUGUGCAGAAAAGGGAGGCUUCUUGUACUUGAACAGAGUACUGGUCAUCCUCUUGCAGACCCUGCUGCAGGAUGAAAUUGCUGAGGAUUAUGCUGAGCUGGGAAUGAAACUUUCUGAAAUCCCACUUACUCUGCAUUCCGCUUCCGAGUUGGUUCGCCUGUGCCUGCGCAAGUCAGAUGUGCAAGAGGAAAGCGAGGUCUCAGAUAAUGUAGAUGAAAGUAAGGAUUCAGCAGCUUUUGAGGAUAAUGAGGUACAGGAUGAGUUUUUGGAGAAACUGGAGACAUCAGAGUUCUUUGAGCUGACUCCUGAAGAGAAGUUGCAGAUCCUUGGAGCACUGUGUCACCGGAUCCUAAUGACAUACUCGGUGCAGGACCAUGUGGAGGCCAAGCAGCAGGCCUCAGCUGAGCUGUGGAAAGAGCGCCUGGCUGUCCUGAAGGAGGAAAACGACAAGAAGAGAGCAGAGAAACAGAAGCGAAAAGAAAUGGUGGCCAAAAACAAGGAGAACGGGAAAGAAGAGCAUACAAUGGGAAGAAAUGAAAAGAAGAAACAUGAAAUUAUGAAAAUAGAGCACCGGGUGGAAAUUGAAGCAGAUGAUAUGAUCAGUGCUGUGAAGAGCAGGCGCCUUCUUGCCAUCCAAGCAAAGAAGGAAAGGGAGCAACAAGAAAUACAAAUGAGAGUGAGGAUGGAGAAAGAAGCAGAGGAAGAAAGAAUCCGGAGGCAUAAAGCUGCUGCUGAGAAAACUUUCCAGGAUGGAAUUGCCAAAGCCAAACUGGUGAUGCGCAGGACCCCAAUUGGCACUGACAGGAAUCAUAACAGGUACUGGCUGUUUUCGGAUGAGGUUCCUGGUUUGUUUAUUGAGAAGGGCUGGGCACAUGACAGUAUAGACUACAGAUUUACCCUUCCCCACCAGAAAAAAGAAGAUUUGAAGGACUACAGCCCUGGAGAGAAGCGGAAGAGCACAGGCAGUGACGGCCGAGGGAACAAGCUGCACCGCUCCAUGCCCACCACAGACCUGCCUGCUGAGACCACCACUCCAAAGCAGGGCCAGAACUUAUGGUUUCUCUGUGACAGUCAGAAGGAUUUGGAUGAACUGCUGGAUUGCCUGCACCCCCAAGGAGUAAGGGAGAGCCAGCUCAAGGAGCGCUUGGAGAAAAAGUAUCAGGAUGUCACUCAUUCCAUUCAUUUGGCUCGGAAACAGAACUUGGGUCUCAAAUCUUGUGAUGGCAACCAGGAACUGCUGAACUACCUCCGGAGUGAUCUGAUUGAGGUUGCAACGCGGCUGCAGAAGGGAGGCCUGGGAUAUGUUGAUGUGACACCAGAAUAUGAAGCAAAAGUGUACUCGCUGGAGAGCCUAAAGGAUUUUGGAGAGUGUGUGAUUGCGCUCCAGGCUGGUGUUGUUAAGAAGUUUCUGCAAGGUUUCAUGGCCCCUAAGCAGAAGAGAAGGAAACACCAAGGAGAGGAUUACAUUGCCAAGGCUGAGGAGAUAGAUGAAGACAAGAAAAUGGCAGAAGAAGCCAAGGUUGCUUCAGCUAUGGAAAAAUGGAAGACAGCAAUCCGUGAGGCCCAGACCUUCUCCCGUAUGCAUGUACUGCUGGGGAUGCUGGAUGCCUGUAUCAAGUGGGAUAUGUCAGCAGAGAAUGCCAGAUGCAAAGUGUGUCGCAAGAAAGGUGAAGAUGACAAGCUGAUCCUGUGUGAUGAGUGUAACAAGGCCUUCCACCUGUUCUGCCUGCGGCCAGCACUCUAUGAGAUCCCAGAUGGGGAAUGGCAGUGCCCAGCAUGCCAGCCUUCGACAGCCCGGCGCAGCUCACGAGGCAGGAACUAUGCAGAGGAUUCUCCUGAAGAUGAAGGUGAAGAAGGUGAGGAAGUGUCUGAUGAACCAGAUGCUGAGGAGGAAGAGGAGGAAGAAGAAGAUUAUGAAGUUGCUGGACUGAAAUUGAGGCCCAGGAAGGCAGCCCGGGGCAAGCAAGGCUCCAUGUACUCCUCGAGGCAGGGAAGGCACCAGAAGAAGAAGCAGAUGCUUCACCCUGCACGGGGACCCCGGCAGCGCACAGCACCUGUCAACGGUGCAGACAUUGAUGAGCUGGUCCUUCAGACAAAGAGGACAGCACGUCGCCAGAACCUUGAGCUGCAGAAGUGUGAGGAAAUCCUCAGCAAGCUGAUCAAGUACCGCUUCAGCUGGCCCUUCAGGGAGCCAGUGACCACGGAGGAAGCUGAAGACUACUUUGAGGUCAUCAGCAACCCCAUGGACUUCCAGACUAUGCAGAGCAAGUGCUCUUGUGGCAAUUACCGCUCUGUGCAGGAGUUCCUCUCUGACAUGAAGCAGGUGUUCUCCAAUGCUGAGCGCUACAACCAGAACGGGAGUCACGUAUUGUCCUGCCUGGAGAAGACAGAGCAGUGUUUGAUUGACAUGGUGCACAAACACCUGCCAGGCCACACAUAUGCACGCAGGAAACGCAAGAAGCUCUCUGCCAGGUGCCAGGAACUGGAGGAGCAGGAAGGGGACAGUGAGUCAGAGCCCCUUGAACAUUCCCGGGGGCGGAAGAGGAAGAAAUGAGAGAUGGGGAGACUGAGGGGAGAGCCAGAACUGGAGCAGGCAUUCUGGUGCUGCCAGGCAGUCGGAUGGGUUAUCUGGAGGGAAAUGAGAAGCAGCGUGCAACUUCUCUACUAUUCCAGCCUUCCCUUGUGCCCAUCCUAGUUUUAAUUUUUCUGCAGUUUCCUCAAGUAUUUGGUCAUCCAUUGAGUGGUGAUUACUUAAAGCUUCCUCCAGAAUCCACAAAGCUCUUCAUGAGUCUGUCCUGUCAGGAGGGGAAGGUGGGAGGGCAAGGGGAGGGCCUGACCAAGCUUGUCUGGGCUGAGGAACACCAAUGUGCUCCGGCUCAGGCACUCGGUUUCCUGAAAUGAAUUGCUUCUUUGCCUCUGCAAGCAGCGGGAGCGUGGUGGGACCGUCUGCUGUGAGUCAUGUGAGCACACCAGCCUCAGUCUGGUGCAGGGGGUAUUGUGUUGCUCCACAGAAGGACUGGGUGCUAUCAGGCCAAUGGGCUGCUCGGGCUUGUAUAUAUAUAUUUAUAUGGUGUUAAUUUUGAGCCCUGGUUCCAGGUUCUGUGGGGCAAGCAAGCACUUAGGUGUACCAUGGUCUGGCUUUCACCAGCAUCCCAACACCACUUCUCUGAUAUGCUCCUGCUUUCCCCUCUCCUUGGGGAGCAGUCUCUGGAGGUCUCAGUCCAAGGAGGGCUCUGAGCUCAGCUGCCUAGCUGUGCAUGCCAAGAGGAGGCUCUCUGCUCACCUGGACUUGCACGCAGUCAUGCAGCCCUUUGGAUGCCCCAAGUGCCAGCAGCAAACUGGAGAGUACAGCUGUCUGUACAGCCCAAGGAGAGCUCCAAGGCCAGGGUAGCAGCAGAAACGUGCUAUGUAACUUUUUAAAUUAAUUUUUUAGUUGAAAGUGGCUUGUUUCUAGCUGUGAUCUUGUACAAAAAACACCUGUAAGAUACCCUUGUCUUGCUUUGGCACAUGUACAGUUUAUAUAAAAUCGUGUUUGCUUUAUAUUUUCCCCCUCCUUAAAACUCAUUUUCCUACCAGUAGCAGAAGUUACAUCAGGGGACUUUGAGGGGUGAGAGGGGGAUCCCAGUCUCUCUCAGCCACACUCUCAUAUUUUGUAGUAACACUCUUGUUCCUGUGCCAUGGCCCAGCACCAGCUCCUUCUGCCCCAGAUGCUGACUGUUCCCUAAGAAAAGGGUUUGUUUUCUCAUUCUCUCUUCCUCUACAUCAUGACAGGUUUGGAUUAUACAAUCAGGGCUUGAAUUUAUCCCAGCAUUGUUUGAUUUGGAAUAAAUGGGCCAUGGGGCUGUUCAUGCUGGUUUUGUAACAGAAAAGCUGUUGUAGCUCCUGAGAUUUGAGAAGACAAGAAUCAUCAAUUACAAAUUGCAGCCUAGUUUUGUGAGCAUUUUAGGUUUGGGGUUUUUUUUUAAACAGGUACUUGUUUUCAGUUCUGGACUGUCAGUGACUGCAGAUGAGGCAAGUUUCCAGCCUUUUCCCUCUCCUCAGCCUCACUCCCUGCCCCACAAAAUAGCACUGAUAUUUGUAUCUCGCACGUCCCUUCAGAGGCUGUUUUGUCCUGUUUCCCAGAGAACAUUUCCUGCAGGUCCUACAUGGUGGAACCUUUGGAACUGCACGUUUUCUAAAAAUCAGUGUCAUUUGGGGGGAGGGGGUUUCUGCAAAGGGCUGUACUUGUAAUAAAUUGGAACCUUAAGAAUAAACAUUAUGUACUUGUGUUUGUA